This is a messenger RNA of Pistacia vera, 3444 nucleotides long. RefSeq names its product ubiquitin-like domain-containing protein CIP73. Gene Ontology annotation, molecular function: misfolded protein binding; polyubiquitin modification-dependent protein binding. The record is from RefSeq and is a predicted model, not a curated record. The coding region runs from base 301 to 3204 and encodes 967 amino acids. NCBI's taxonomy places the organism in Eukaryota, Viridiplantae, Streptophyta, Magnoliopsida, Sapindales, Anacardiaceae. Gene Ontology annotation, cellular component: BAT3 complex. The transcript is spliced from 18 exons.
AUGUGAAGUGUGAACAACUCAUUGCCUGCUCAUUCUAGAUUCUUCGGCUCAGAUGGUACAUUUGUAUAAUCCAUGACAGCUAAAUUGCCUUGACUCGGCUCAGCUUGUACGACUCGUGUUCUUGAACCCAAAAAGGCACAUCCUUACUCUCUCUCAAAGGCAUUCCUCGAAACCUAAGCCAAUCCAUCGACGAUUUCAAACUCUAUUCAACACACUCGCCGCUCGCAUCUUCAACUCUCGAAAUUCAGGUUUCCUGCACCUAGAAGGAAUUUGUGUCUGAGCUUUAUUGGCUGAAAUAUUAUGGCGGAUCAGCAUCUCAGUGAGGGUCCUAGUACAAGCAAUGUUUCUGGGGAAAGUUCGGAUUCAAUGGUAGAGAUCAAUAUCAAGACAUUAGAUUCGCAGAUUUAUAGUUUUCAGGUGGACAAAAAUAUGCCAGUUUCAUCAUUCAAGGAGAAACUAGCUAAUGAUAUUGGUGUCCCAGUUGGUCAGCAACGACUGAUUUUCAGGGGCAAGGUGUUAAAGGAUGAUCACCCCCUUUCUGAAUAUCAUGUGGAGAAUGGGCAUACAUUGCAUUUGGUUGUAAGGCAGCCAACUCAGUCACAGCCUUCAUCUGAUACAAGCUCUGGGGAGACAAAUGGAAAUAGUGGUAAUCGAGGCAAUGAUGUCAAUGCUGGUGUCCCUCGUAACCGAGUUGGGCAAAUCUCACACAGUGUAGUUCUUGGUACUUUCAAUGUUGGGGAUCAAGGUGAAGGCAUUGUUCCAGACCUAUCUCGGGUUAUUGGGGCUGUUAUGAAUUCUCUUGGAGUAGGUGGCCAGUCCUCAAAUAAUGGCAGUAAUAAUGGCGUACAAUUCUCUGGUUUGUCAAAUACAUUGGGUCAGCCCCCACAAGGAAAUGAAACAGAUGGGAUAAGGGGCAAUGUUGGUAAUCAAAGCCAAUUAGGAUCACAAUCUGGACAGGCAUCUGGUCAACCAUUUCUAUCAUCACCUCAGGUUGUUCAAAUUCCCCUGACUGCAGCAGCUGUGCCGAUUCCUUCACUUCAUACGCCAAUUCCUGAUUCUUUAAAUACUCUCUCCGAGUUUAUGAACUGCAUGGAGCAGACGCUGUCUCAAAAUGGUUAUCAACCGAAUACAUCUUCAACAAGCGAUGAAGGUAUACCCAGAGUAGAACUUCCGUCCAAUGGACGGGGGUUGCCAACACCUGAAGCGUUGAGCAUUAUUUUGCGGCAUGCUCAGAGGCUUCUCAGUGGUCAUACUACUGCAGCACUAUCUCAUAUUGCAGGACGCUUGGAACAAGAGGGAGCUUCUUCAGAUCCAACUAUUAGGGGGCAAAUUCAGGCAGAAUCUGCACAAGUAGGCCUUGCGAUGCAACAUUUAGGUUCUCUUCUUUUAGAGCUUGGUCGUGUGAUUCUAACACUGCGUAUGGGACAAUCUCCUGCUGAAUCUUCUGUCAAUGCUGGACCUGCAGUUUAUAUAUCUCCAUCAGGGCCCAAUCCUAUAAUGGUUCAGCCUUUUCCUCUUCAAACGAGUUCUCUCUUUGGUGGUUCUGCUCCUUCUAAUACUCCAAGUCUUGGUCCUGUUGGUGUAGGAAAUGCCCCAAGGAACAUAAAUAUUCAUAUACAUGCUGGCACCGCAUUGGCACCUGUUGUUUCAGCUGUUGGUACUAGGGGAAGUAACGGGGAUGGAGUGCAGGGUGAACGCAGCAAUAAUACUGGUUCUGCUGAUUCAUCUGGUCCAGUUCCAUUGAGGAUGUUACCUGUCAGGAACGUCAUUGCAGCAGCUGUCCCAUCACGUCCUGCUGGCAUUGCAAUUUCCACUGGAACACAACCUGGUUUAGGAUUUUCUGUAUCUCCGCAACCUGCAAACUCUGUCUUGCUAUCCUCAGUUAUUAAUGAAGUCAAUUCGCAAAUUAGAAAUUUGGUAGGUAACAUGCAAGGAGAAAACCAGGUUUCAUCGGGUGAAGUGGAGUCAACUGUGCAGAACGUAUCUGGUGGAAACAAUACAGGUAAUGAUGUUGGCAAUGAGCAGCCUCAUAGCAUGCCAGUAAACAGAGUUGGUGAACUUAGUGUUUCCCAGGCUGGGGUGAUUCCCGAAAGUGAAGGUCAGAAGGUUCAACCUGAAUGCCAUCAAGUAAGGAAUAAUGAAGAUGCAUGGAGUGUCUUGAUCACAAAAGAUGGACCAACUUGUUCAGCAGAAGGCUCUUCAAGCUCUCUAAAUGAAGUGAAGUUGGAAGACACUUCAGAAAAUGCUUCUGGAUCCAGUGAAAAGCAAUGCCUUCCGGAGGGUGCUGAAACUGUCCCACUUGGAUUGGGGCUGGGUGGUCUAGAGCGCAAGGUGAAGCGAUUCAAGCCUUCAAAGACGCCGGUCAAGAGUGGUGAUGGAGGAACAAGCAGUGCUCCUCUCGAUCAGAAUACUUCUAGAGCUCUUGGCCAACAGCUUUUGCGAUCUCUCGCACCUUCUAGCUCUGGAAUGAGUAGGACAGACGCAAAUGACCCAUCCUCUGGUCAAUUACCCCUGGUUGGUAGGAUCAAGGAGAGUGGACAGUUAGGAGGGAAAGAUACCGAUGGCCAACUUGACACAUCCAGUACCGAUGGCCAACUUGACACAUCCAGUGCCAUGUCUCAGGUUCUAAGUAGCCCUGAGAUUAAUGGUUUAUUGUCAGGGUUUUCAGAGGAAACUGGGGUUGGUUCUCCAGAUGUCUUGAGAAAUAUGUUGCAACAGCUCACUCAGAGCCCCCAAAUCAUGAGUACUGUCAAUCAAAUUGCUCAGCAGAUUGAUGGCCAGGAUCUUGGAAACAUGUUUUCAGGAUUAGUAGGAGGGCAGGGUGGUGGCAUUGAUUUGUCAAGGAUGGUCCAACAGAUGAUGCCUGUCGUUUCUCAAGCUCUAGGUCGUGGGUCUGCUGCCCAUCAGCCGCUUUCUACUGCUCAGCAUGGUGAGAGGUCAACUGGAGUGGACAACUCAGAUAAUCAAAACUUUGAGAUUGGAAUUCAACAAGUGGCGCAGAGGAUUGAACACUGUGAUCCUCCUGAAGAAGUUUUCCGUGCUGUUGUUGAGAAUGCUAGUGUGUUGCAGCAAAAUGGAGCUAUACCUGGAGACCUUGUGGAUGAGUUGUGCAGUGACGAAGGUCUUGCACAUGAAUAUAUCGAGAUCCUACGGCAGGAUAUACAUCAACGGCUUCAGGGUGACUCUUGCCGGGACAAAUGCUAAAUUAUUAUUAUUUUUUUUUUUUUUGGUUGUUGAAAGGGAUAAUGGUUUCAUUAUGUGUUAUAGACCGUGUACCUCUUCUGGUACGCGGAAAUAUUUUGAAAAAUUCUUGUACAAAAUUAGGUUUGGGGCUUGAUUGGCCCGUAAAAUAUAGCUCAUUUGCAUAUUGAGUAUAUAACUUUUCACAUUUUGUAGCAAUUUAUUGUUUUUUUUAAUAUUAAUACAUUUUAUAACAUUUGAGUU